This is a messenger RNA of Vigna unguiculata (cowpea), 1448 nucleotides long. RefSeq names its product Plant invertase/pectin methylesterase inhibitor superfamily. Gene Ontology annotation, biological process: cell wall modification. The record is from RefSeq and is a predicted model, not a curated record. NCBI's taxonomy places the organism in Eukaryota, Viridiplantae, Streptophyta, Magnoliopsida, Fabales, Fabaceae. Gene Ontology annotation, molecular function: enzyme inhibitor activity; pectinesterase activity.
GAGCUUAAUGGCAUGUCAUUGAAAAGGUUAGAUCAAUCCCUGAGAGCACUGAAAUCCCCUACAAGAAACAACGAUGACAUUCAAACAUGGUUAAGUGCUUCCAUAACUUUCCAACAAUCUUGUAAAGACUAUGCAGAUGCACAGAACAAAACAUCCUCUGCAGAUGGUCGUAUGCAAAGAAUGUCCGAAAAAAUGGAGUAUCUGUCUCAACUGGGAAGCAAUUCAUUAGCACUUGUUAACCAUGUGAGCGAAAAAGGUAUCCUCAAAGGGAACACCAACAAAGAGGGACAUGAAUUUCCGAAGUGGGUAUCAGCCAAAGGACGUAAACUGCUUCAAGAUGGCACCAUAAAAGCAAAUGCCGUAGUUGCAAAAGAUGGUUCAGGAGAUUACAAGACAGUUUCUGAAGCCAUUAAGGCUGCUUCAGGGAAAAGGUUUGUGAUUUAUGUUAAGGAAGGGAUUUAUAAGGAGAAGAUUAAAACCAGCAAAGAUGGUAUCACGUUAAUUGGAGAUGGAAAAUACUCUACUCUUAUUGUUGGAGAUGACAGCGUUGGCGAGGGUUCUUCCUUAACUGGUUCAGCCACGUUUACAAUCACCGGCGAUGGCUUUAUCGCACGUGACAUCGGAUUCCAGAACAACGCCGGCCCACAAGGCGAACAAGCGGUGGCUCUGAACAUUGCCUCCGACCAUUCCGUGCUCUACCGGUGCAGCGUAUCAGGGUACCAAGACACCCUCUACGCCCUCGCCCUGCGCCAGUUCUACGCAGAAUGCGACAUUUACGGCACAAUAGACUUCAUCUUCGGCAACGCCGCCGCUGUCUUCCAGCGGUGCAACCUCCUCCUCCGGCGCCCUCGCAGCUCCGGCUACGACGCCAUUCUGGCCAACGGGCGAACUGACCCUGGCCAGAACACCGGGUUCUCCGUUCACAAGUGCAUCAUAUCGCCGACCUCAGACUUUAAGCAGUCGCGCAAUGCGUUUCUGGGGAGACCCUGGAAGGAGUAUUCGAGAUCGGUGGUGAUGCAGAGUAGAAUCGACAGUGUGAUUGCGGCGAAAGGGUGGGUGGCGUGGCCUGGAUAUGGAAGCUCCGUGUUGAAGACUUUGUAUUUCGCGGAGUAUGGUAAUGAAGGACCUGGUGCUGGAACCUCGGGGAGGGUGGAGUGGAAGGGUUUUCAUGUUCUUAAGUCGCAAGAUGCCACCAAAUUCACUGUUGCUAGUUUUAUUUCUGGAAACUCGUGGAUUCCCUCUGGAGUUAAUUUCAUUUCAGGGCUUAAUUAACUCUGCACCAGUAGCAGUAGCAGUAGCAGCAUCUAGAAGAAGAAGAUAAAGAUGAAUAGUAUAGCAGUAGCAGCAUUUAGAAGAAAAAAGAAGAUGAUGAUGAUGAAUAGUGGCAGUAAGGAAAUUGUUAAGACUUUUAAUAUUGAUGAUUUACAAUAAAUUCAAAUAUAUGAUGA